Molecule: messenger RNA, 1332 nt
Organism: Cryptomeria japonica (Japanese cedar)
Lineage: Eukaryota; Viridiplantae; Streptophyta; Pinopsida; Cupressales; Cupressaceae
Product: translocon-associated protein subunit alpha
Exons: 8
Coding region: 205-984 (259 amino acids)
Cellular component (GO): endoplasmic reticulum membrane; endoplasmic reticulum
Source: RefSeq, a predicted model, not a curated record
GACCUCGCGUGCGGCAUAUGACGAAGUAUGAUGAAAUUAAAGAAGCUCUGCCAUUAAAAAAAGAAAAAUUUAGUGGAGGGAGUAGGUAUGUUUGACUGCUAAUAAAAUCCAAAGUCUGCUCUAAAAUCCCAAAUUUGCAGAAAAAACGGACGAAAGAAGAAACAUUGAAAAAGGAGGGAGGAGGGGUUUUAAUUGAUUUCGGCCAUGGCGACUCACCGACUUUUCAUGUUUAUACUCAUCUCCCUGCUGUUUGUUGGCAUAUGGCAGGUGGCAUCAUCUAGUGAAGCAGAAGGGACUGAUGUCACAGAUGACGGAGGGGAGCUUGGGAUUGUUGGAGAUGGUGUCCAAGACUUUGGGGAUCCAGUCCUUGGAACAGCGCCUGGAGUAGUUACAGUUUGUUUUUUCCCAAAGAGUUCUGAUAAAUCAAUUCCGGCAGGAGAAGAAACAGAGUUACUUGUUGGUGUAAAUAAUGAUGGUGAAGCAGUUUUAAAGGUGCAUUCCAUAAAAGCUAGCAUUCAUUGGCCAUUUGAUCACAAGCUAUUUGUUCAGAACCUUACAGUAAAGGAGUUUCAAAAUGACACUGUGCCUCAAUCUGCACAAGCAACAUUCCUGUAUUCCUUUGUAGUGAGCAAGUUUUUGCAGCCAGGCUCAUUUGACCUUGUUGGUAGCAUCUCGUAUGAGGUAGAUGAACAGCUAUUUCAGACUGUAUUCUACAAUGGUACUAUUGAAGUAGUUGAGGCUAGCGGCAUCAUCAGCAUUGAGACUGUAUUUCUCAUUACUCUUGGAAUUUCAUUCAUUGGUCUUCUUGGUGUAUGGGUACAAGGACAAAUACAACGCAUUUCUCAGAAAACCAAGAAGACAUCAAAAGUAGAAGUUGGGACCGGAAAUUCUGACAUCGCAAAUGAAUGGUUAAAGGGAACUGCAUUUACACAAAAACCUACAAGCAAUUUAUCUGCCUCACACAGGUCAAAGAAAAAGAAAUAGAUGCAAAUUACAAUUGGUUAUUUGGGUAAAAGGGAAUGAUCAGGAGCUAGUCGUUUAAUAUAGUGGCAACUAUGGGAUGCAAAAAGGUAUAUGUUGCAGUUCAAAGAGUGUAGAAAUUUAAUGUUAGGAGGUAUAUGUUUUGAGUUAGACUACCAAGCUGCUCUCAUUUGCUUUUGAAUGCAAAAGUUGGGGGUAAAAGAGAUUUCUUACAUUCCAACAAAAGUUUCUUGUAAUGUUAUGCAGUCCGAAUUUUCAUAAAAGUUAUCUUUCCUGAUCUGGUCCCAAUGUAUUCUGUUGACGUUUAGUGCAAAAGGCCCUUAUUUUUAAAAAUUUAAUUGUGUUAUUGAA